Molecule: messenger RNA, 13290 nt
Organism: Bombus huntii
Lineage: Eukaryota; Metazoa; Arthropoda; Insecta; Hymenoptera; Apidae
Product: telomerase-binding protein EST1A-like
Exons: 27
Coding region: 69-5207 (1712 amino acids)
Biological process (GO): nuclear-transcribed mRNA catabolic process, nonsense-mediated decay
Cellular component (GO): telomerase holoenzyme complex
Molecular function (GO): protein binding; telomerase RNA binding; telomeric repeat DNA binding
Source: RefSeq, a predicted model, not a curated record
UAUCAACCGAAUACAUGAUUGGAAGUAAAUUCUGAUUUUAAAAAAUUUGGAUGUGAUUGUACUUCAAUAUGGCGAACCGCGACAAAGGACGCAAAAAGUGGGGAGAAUUUUUACAAGAUAAUUCAAAAUUAGAAGAGGAUAGGUCAAUAGGAAUGAAAGGUGGAGGAAAUAGAGCACCUCAAGCUUUAUAUAGGCCAGGAAGUGGACCUCUUCGAAAAUCAGGAAGAUCUACAGAUGAUUUAGAUAAUGAAAAUAUUUCACGGGAAAAACCUAAAUCCAGCUCCGUCCAACAUCGUUUAAAACAGUCACAACUCAAUAAAUCCAACCAAAAUCAAAAUAAUCCACCAUCGUCUAAAGUUGAAAAUGUAACAGAAAAAUUGAAUGAUCUAAAUAUUAAUUACAGAAGCAUUACAAGCAUUGAACAGGCACAAGGUUCUUCUCAAAAUAGUAAUUCUGGAGAUUCAAGAAGGAAAGCUAAGAAACCAGAACAGCUAUUAUAUGUACCUAAAAAAGUAAAAGAAGCAUUGGCUGAACAAGAUGUAACAAAUAGAUCUCCCAAUCAAGGAGGUUGGGAUCAGGAUCAAGAGAGAGAGCAUAGUGAAGAUCGUGAUUCUCAUUCCAAUCGUAGUCAUAAAAGUGAUAGUCAACGUAAUCGGUUAAGUGGUCAUGGUAGAAGAGAUAGCGAAAGUGGAAGUAAAAACCGAGAUGAGCAUGAUAAAAGAUAUUCAGGUAAUCGAAGAACUCGGCAUGGUAAUGAAAAUGAAGAGCGUUGGCGAUCUGAUUCUCCUUUAUCUAGCAGAGGUUAUGGAAAUAAGAAAGAUAGUUCUCGUGAAGUUAGACAGUGUUCAGAACCUCUUUUUGCAACAACGAAUCACUUAAAUGAUUUCAAUCGUACUAGAGAUACACGUAGCGUAGAACCUGCUGGACAUCCAGAAAAGUUUCAAGGCAAACCACCAUCAGGCAAAUGGGGUGGCACUAAAGAUAGUUUGCCAAAAAAUAUAAAAAUAGAACACUUACCACCUAGAUUCCAGAAAAAAUACCUUUUGGAUAAUGGUUUGCCCCUACCACCAAGUUCCUCACCAUCUGAAGAUACAUGGAAUAGCAAUAGUGCUUCAUUUCAGGCACCAUCAAACUAUAAUUUUCCACCUGCAAUGCAACAUUCACAAACGAUGCAAAGUUUACCUCCAUCUGGUCCAUUACCUCCACAAACUAGCUGGUCUAAUACAGCACCACCACGAGCUAGAGGUAGAGGUAGACUUAGACCAGAAGAUUUAGAAAGUUCAACAAACGUUUUUAGGUGUGUUACACCUGAUCAGUAUUCAGCUCCAAGUUCCAGAUCUCAUACACCAAGCCAAGAAUUUAUGCAAAGUAGAUCUUACGAUCGUCGUGGCAGUAAUAGUACUAUGUAUACUAGUAUGGAAAGUUUAAGUCGAGUAGAUAGUUCAACAAUACCACCGCCAUCAUCAGCAUCACCCGUUACUUCAAUGUCCAGUGUGAACAAACGUCAAAUAUCGCCAGAGAGUCAUCGUCGAGGAAUAUCUCCGUCUCCAGCUUUUCACCGCACUCAAACGCAACGGUGUAGCAAUACAUCUGAGCGUAAUACAAUACAAGAAAAAAAGAACGGUCAACAAAAUUCAGGUGUCAGUUCAUCAAAAGGUGAAUCUAUCAACACUGCAUUAAAUAUAUCUGCUGAACAUCCAUUUGAUUGGAGUGAAGACGUUGAAUUAAGUGAGAAGUUAGAAGCUGAGCGUGCAAGUCGUAGUUCAUCUGUAUUGAGUUUACGUGAAAAUGUUAAUGUGUCAGGAAAUGAAACUACAACAAGUAGUCAUAGUCGACGUAAAAAAAAAAAGAAGAAACAUGCGGCAGAUCGAGGGAGGAGUAAUAGCAGAGAUAAAGCUCGUGUUAAUAGUCGUGAUCGGCAAAAUAAUCAACAAAAUAGAGAAAAUGAUAACUAUAACAAUAAUCAAAAAAACAAUAACAGUAGCAGGAGAUAUGACCACAAAAGACACCGUAAUAUUAUACAACGUAGUCGAGAAUCUAGCAAAGAUAGAAGUUAUCGUGGUGGUAAUCGAAACUUUGAUGACCUUCAUCGACAUAGAGCGUCCGAUCGAUAUCUAGAUGAAAAUUGGAGAACAGGUAGAAAAAUGUCAGUUUGUGAUUCUGACGAUGGUCGACAAACACCUAGUGUUUCUUCACAUUCUGUCCCGUUAGCAAAUACUUUGACAGCACAUCAAACAUCACCUACUGGAUAUACUAGUUCUCAACCACCGGGUGUUUUAGUGUUACCUGAUACUAGCCAAUCUCCACCUAAUCAUCAAACUUCGAGGCAACAAGGAGUGCAACAACAAAGAACGUUAUUUGAUCCCAAUAAUCCUAAUAAACCAAUCGUUAUUAUCUCUCCUAGUAGUAGAGCAGCAGUACAAAGAGAAAGUGAAACUACAUCUCAAGGUUCAAGUAUACCAGUGUUUCAAUCCCAUGGGGGUAUUAGCUCUACUCAUCAUAACUUCCAGGGAACGCAUUUGGAUGGCGUGCCACCACCAUACAUGACAAAUGACCAAUUUGGAAAUAUAAGACCUUCAUGGUAUGAUCCUUACUCCGAUAGUUUUCGAGUAGCUAAAAAUCCUUACUUACUCUUGGAUAUAGAACGUGCAGAUUUAGAAUUGCAGUGGAUACUAAGUUCUGGUGGUUUUACAUCAAAUUGGGAGAGGGUUUUGUACAUACGACACUUUCUACAAGAAAGUUUAAAAACUUUGCUCGAGACUGAUAUCAAAUUUUGUCAAGCUGAGAACGUUGAACAACAUUUUUGGAAAAUACUUUUUUAUAAUAUGAUCGAAAUGCUGCGAAAAGGCAUGCCUAAAGAAAGUUCUGAAGGUCGAGAACAUUAUAAAAAAAUUAUGUUAAAAAUUAUUGACGAUGGUACCGUAUAUUUAGAGAGUUUGUUGACUGUUCUUGAAACGAAAUACGAAUUUAAAUUGGAUACAUUUCUUGCAUCGUCGACUUUGCCUAAGGGUCUUGGGAUCUUAGGUUUAGCCUUAGUAAGUGCGCAAAAAAUAUAUCUAUUUUUGGGUGAUUUGGCGAGAUAUAGAGAACAGGCAAAUGAAACAAAUAAUUAUGGAAAGUCUCGGCAGUGGUAUUUGAAAGCGCAACAACUUAAUCCAAAGAAUGGAAGACCUUACAACCAGCUUGCAUUACUAGCACAUUAUGCUAGGCGAAAGUUGGAUGCGGUGUAUUAUUAUAUGCGAUCUCUUAUGGCAUCUAAUCCUUUCCAUUCUGCAAGGGAGAGUUUAAUAGCACUUUUUGAUGAAAACAGGAAGAAGUAUGAAUCGACGGAACGGAAACGGAAAGAGGAGAGAGAGUGGAAAGAACGAGCCAGGAUGAAAGAGAAAGAGGGAGCGAACAAUAUUGGUGGAGGACUAAGAAGAGAAAUUUGGAUUCAUCCUGGUGGAAGACGAGUUCAUCGUACAACUACUGCAGCCACUGCCAACGAAGCGAGAUUAUCUCAUAGCGAUUUAGAAGAAUUGGCACAAUUAAGCAGCGUUGAGGUAAAUAAACGGUUCGUCACAUCCUACCUUCACGUUCAUGGAAAGCUGAUCAAUAAGAUAGGAAUGGAGACGUUCCAAGAAGCUGGUGUUCAGAUGUUAAAGGAGUUCAGGGCGCUUCUUCAGCAUUCGCCGCUGCCUCUUCCGGGGACGCGACUUCUUCAGCUCCUGGCGUUAAACAUGUUCGCCAUCGAGUCGACGCAGUUAAAGGAUUCCCAAAUGGAGCAAGGGUACCGGUCCGAGGUCCAAGAAAGGGCACUGGUUGUAUCCUUGCAGAUGUUCAAUCUGAUUUUAGAACGUGGCGUGUCCUUGCUCAAGUCUCAGUUGGACAGCGGCGAAGAGUCGAGGAUGGUUGUUAGCGAGGACAUGCAAGUCCUUUUACCAGCUAUCAAGAUCUGGUGCGACUGGAUGCUUUGUCACAGCACCGUUUGGAAUCCACCACCAUCUUGCACGGACUAUAGAGUCGGGCCACCUGGGGACGCCUGGAGCAGGCUGGCCAUGAUGGUGAACCUACUGGAAAAAUUGAAUUACUCCAGAACGAUUCUUAUCCAGGCCAAGGACGCGGAGGGUCGAGAAGACGAACUUGAAUUGGUAAAACUGCCGGAAGAUAUGACCUUGGCAGGAUUCACGCCGCUGAUGUCGAAUCCGCAAGAUCCUUGCUACGCCGAAAAAACCGAAGAUAUGGAAGUUGCUCAAGUGUGCCUCAGGAUAAACAAGAUUCUGUUCUUCGGCCAAGUGUUCCUGUGCGGCCUCGAGACGCCGGUAUUGAAGUUGCAGAAGAGCGAAACUGGCAUUAGCGAGUACGUCUCCGUGGUGGAGGCAUCAAGCACGAGCACGCCGAGUUCACCACCAGAGCAGAGCGACUCGGAGCUCCUGGUGGAAAGUUACAGCGAGGGUGAAGACGAGCCAGUUUCCACCCUCAAGAGAUUACCCUCGUGCACAGACGUACCUGACGAUAGCAUCGCGCCCGUAGCCGCGGUUGAGAUAAGGUCGUUGAUCGAGAGAAAAGAAGAAUUGGAGAGGCGGCAGCGGAAACAGGAUCGUCAUAGACAGCGAGUGCAGCAAAUCUUGCAAAAGUCUUCAGUUUCGGUGGAAAUCGAAGUGAGACCUAGACAAUUGGUGCCAGAUACUAACUGCUUUAUCGACUAUCUACCGCAAUUACAAAAUAUCGCGAAAGCAAUUGCUGGCGCUCAACCGAUUUACACGCUUAUGGUGCCACUUGUAGUUCUGAACGAGCUCGAGGGCUUGGCAAGGGGUGCGGACGCCAGAGAUUGUCCUCCAGCUUCGAGGGCGACUUUGGAUCCAGAACACGUGGCCAGGGUGGCUGAGAGCGCAAAGGUAGCUCUGGCUUUCGCGAGAAGCAGAAAUCCGGCGAUUCGGUGCUUGACCACUAGAGGAACUGUGCUGACGUCCAGCACGUUUACGGUAGAAGAGGACGUUGACAAGGACGGGUUGACAAGAAACGAUGACAGAAUACUGGCUACGUGCUUGAGCCUCUGCAAGGCGGGUAACAAAGAUCAAGUAAAUGCAGAAGAGGGUCAGCCACGACGACUCAGGAGGGAAGUUGUCCUAUUAACGGAUGACAGGAACUUGAGGGUGAAGGCGCUAGCAAGGGAUGUUCCCGUAAGAGAGGUGCCCGAUUUUAUGCAAUGGGCCGGCCUUGGUUGAGACGCUUUUCCGACCAAACAUACCCGCUAACGAAAAAUCUUCCGUUACCACCCCCGCCGAGUAAACUUGAACAACAGCAGCAGCAGAAAUAGCAGCAGCAACCAUCAACAGCAACAGCAACAGCAGCAGCAAGACAAAGAAAAGGAAAGAAAGCGUGGAAGAAAGAGCAUGGAGGAAAAAAGGGGAAUCAAAGAAAAGAGGAUAUCUCGCAUCGUGCUCCCUCAAUCGUGGCCGAUCAGCCGUCGCGCGCGUGCGACGGAUCUUCCGUUCCCACACGUAAGUUCGUUCUGAUUGUCGAGGUCGUGCCUAUACCCGCGGUGAUGCAUUCAUCGUGUCGGCAAGGAUGUCAAAGAGAUCGGCAAAGAAUGUGUGUGUGUGUGUAUGAGAGAGUGCGUAUGAGUGAGUAAGUGAAUGAACGAGCGAGCGAGUGAGAGUGAGAAUGAGAGUGAGAGUAAGUGAGAGAGUGAGUGUGUUAGUGGGAGAAAGAGAGAAAGAGAGAGAGAGAGAGAAAGAGAGAGAAUAUGACUGGUCAUUUUCCAUGGUGACAUUGCUCGAUGUAGAUCGAGUUUUUAGGAGCGACCGAGACUAGGAGAAACACAGGGAGAACGGUAGUUUGUAGUAGGAUCAGAAAUAGAGGGAUAAGAGAGAGGGAAAUAGAUAUAAUUAGAUAGAAACGACGAUGCGUGAUCGCGACGCUUUCCAUCGUUGAUUUCUUUUUCUUUUUUACUUGUUUUUAAUAUAUUAUAUUUAAUAGUUAUAUUUAGAGAAAUAUAGAUUUCUGUUCUCUUCAAUACGAUUAACAGCUACUAUGAAGAUUUUCUUACAUGUAAGGAGAAAAGGGGAUGUAAAGCGGCGCGAGAACGUUGAUAGCUGAAUCGUAUCGGGGCAAAGUAAUUUGUCCGAGAACGGAGACAGGAAAGUAUGCUACUCAAUCUGAGAGAAACGUACGAGAAAAUAAAGCAAGAAAAUGAAUGAAGCGAGAAACGAAACGAAACGAGACGAGACGAGAGGGGUCGAUAUUUUUUACACACGAGAAUAUCUUUUUUGGUUGAUUUUUAUCGAUGACGACCGCUCUGCGGCCGGCUUCAUUUUUCUCUACCUUUUAUCAUGUUUGUAACGGUCUAUACACGCGUAUAUAUGCAUAUAUAUAUGUAUAUUUGUACGCACUUUUGAAUAUUGUAUACACCGUAUGCGGUCGUUGGAGGAUGCGUUCGGAAUCCGCGUACAUCCCGCCUCGCGUGUGUGUCGCUUGUCUUUCUUUUUAUUCUCUUUUCUUAUGCUGUCCUUUUUAGCAAGCUCCCUCCCUCGUACCGGAUCGUUCUGGAAUUAAUUUUCUUUCUUUCUCCUCUUUUCUGUUUUUCCUCUCCCUUUCGGCUGUCCCUUCGUUUCUUUUCCUACUCUUUUUCUUUCUCGCUGUACGCGUAACGAAAAAGUUAUCCUUGCACGCCGUGUAUUAUUCUUUUUUUUUAUUUUUUUAUUUUUUUUUUUUUUUUUGAUGCAAUUUUCGAUAUUUGUAUCGUACUUUUUCACUUUUCUUCACUUUUUUCUCUAACGAUUUCAUGGUUUUUUCGUACGAUGGUACGAUUUCGAUGCCUUUAUUUUUACUCGUUGUUAGCUUCUUUUUCCUUUUUACGAGUCUCGUAACGCCUUAUGGACUUUAUCGAAGUUUUUCCAGGCGUAGUUUCCAUUGUAGUCUCGAGCAGAGAAAGAUGUGUUUGAUAUAUAUAUAUUUAUAUAUAUAUAGAUUUGUUAGAUUGGCGGGGGAGAGGUAGAUAUGAUCAACUGAGAAACGGGAGUAACUACCGAGUAGCGCAAAUUACAUAAAAUAAAUUUAAUACGAGUCUUCAGAUUCUUGUAUCCGUAGAUUUCAUCGUAAAGUAUUUCAGUUUACCGGAGAUAUUCUCUAUCUUUCUUAUUAAUAUUUUUCAAUUAAUUACUUUGUUAAUAUUGCUUUUAAAAAGCCACCGCGUACUAACUUAAUUGCUAAUAUAUUUUGUUUGCUAAUAUUCGUUAAUCGUCAAAAUAAAGAAGAGUGAUGUUUAGCUUAGUGCUCAAUUACAUAGAAUUCGAAUAAUUAGACACUAAGUAAAAUCUUGUUCAUAUAAACUAUUAUACUUGCUUCUCCAUUCAUUUUAUCAUAGCUGAAUCUAGCAUAUCUGUGGUCCGUAAGGUAUUACGAGAAGAAUUUUAAUUUUUUUUAUAGAACAAUUUACGCGCUCGGUGUUGGCGCAGCGAGAACGAGUGCGAUUUUUACAACACAAAAAAGGUGACCGUGUUUUAAGCCGGAUAUAAUCACGAUAGACGCUCCCCAUUUGCAUUCCCACUAAAACAAAGUUUUCCAGAGUGACGGCGUAGAGGUCCCGAAUCCUCGUCGUUUUCCAGCGACUGCUCGCGUGUCAUUGUCGAGAAUGUCAUGUGAAUUUUUUAAUCGAGACAAUUUGCUCGCGUCAAAAUGCCACAGACACGAAAUUGAAACGCCAUUUGUUUCGCUUAUAACUGCCGCCAGAGAUGGUUCCUUCUGUUGGCGGAUGCCAUUUUGUCGACUAACUUUGCUACCAUUUCCGUGUGUCAAUGAAUUCGUGAAAUUUCGUCAGGGGAAUCAAGAAUGUUAAUUUGUAAAUUAAAUAGAUUUUGUUUUGUUGGAUUAAAUGGUAUUACUUUUUUGAUUAAAUGCUCAUCAUUUUGUUCGUCAAUACUGCUGCGGUGUUAAAAUUUUUACGCUUUGAUCUUGUUUUUGAUUUAAGUACCAAAAAUGUUCUUAAUAUUUUAUGAACUUUGGCAUAAAAUAAAAGCUUGAAUCUUUCGUGGUUUCUUCAAGUUUAGAAAAUUUUUUGAGCUUCCGUUGAAAAUUACUUAAAGGACGUAGCAAAUAAUAUAACAUAAAAGAUUUUUUUUCAAAUUUGUAUUUCGUGAAUCGACUUGGUAUUUGAUUAAUUUAGGAAUAUUAUUCGUUGAUCAAGUAAAUGCCAUUAUUUAUUUUGUCAGGCGAAUGAUUACAUUAUUUUAUAAACUAAUUUAUAAUGUAUUUGAAUAAAUGUAGUAUAAUAAUAAUAUGUCUUGAAGCACUUUGUUUGUUAAACAAGAUUUAAUAAUUUGGUCGACAAAGUGGUUGUUAUUUUAUCAACGAAGUAAAUAUCAUUUAAUGAAGCAAUAUUAUGUAAUUUUUUUGAAAACGUAAACUACAUCAAGUUAUUCGUAUUAUUAAUAAUAUUAGUGAAACUCGAAUUAUUUUGUUAUCAAAGUUGGCAUUGUCUUACUCUUUAGACGGAAAUGGCGUCCUUUCAUUCCAUCAAGAUCACGUGUAUGUGGAGCAAUGAGCCGCUUAUUAAUUUAAUUUGACAAAGUCAAAGAUUGUAAUUGUGAAAUUAUAACGCCGAUAAUCUUACGGGAAAUGAAAUAUCUUAAUAUUUAAAUUGUAAGAAAAUUAAUAGAAUGUACACGGUAGAUUUGAUCGGUAGGUUUCGCCUCUUUUGUGACACACGACUCUUCAUCAUGUUUUUUUACUAUCUUUACUCAUUUCUACCAUCUUAAAUGAUUAUAGAAAUUUAAUGGACCGAGUAAAUUGUUAAAACACCGGUGAAAUAUAUUAUAAAUCUGAAUUAUUUUUCAAUUUAUAUAUAUGUAUAUACAUAUAUAUACAUAAAAGGCCAAGCUAAAAAAAGGUAAAAAAAAAAGAAGAAAGAAAGAGAAACUAUUAAUCAUACGUGAAAUAGUUAAACUGAUCGUAUAGCGUUGCAAAGGGUCAUCGUAAAUCGUACAUCAGCAUAACAAAUUAACAGUUUAACAGUUCUGCAAGACAUAAAAUUGCUAUUGCGUUGUAAAAUCAUCGAUCAAAGAAGAAACUAUCGAUCGUAACGUUGCAUCGUGAUCCACCGUACGUGAGCGGAUAGAAAUCGAACAGAAGAAAAAGAAUAUUUACGCGUAUGUGAACAAAGCAGAAAGCAACGGAAGGAAAUGUAGAGGAAACACUAAUUCGUGUAUACGCGCUUGCGCUUUUUCUUCUUGCCUGUGUCGAUGAACUUUCUGAGCUCUCGAACAGUAUAGAGACUAGGAGAAAUAACAGAAAUCUAUUGUCGCAUGUAGUCGUUGAUUUCGGGAGGUUUUGAAUGUCCUAACACGAUCGUAUGACUUUUGCUCGAUUGCAUAUCAAUGAUUAACCCCUUGCGGGAGAUUAAGCUUAUAGAAAAGAAACAUAUAAUAAAUAAAUAUAUAUAUAUAUAUAUAUAUAUAUAUCUAUACAUAGAAAGAAAUAUUGUACAGUGUAUCAAGGAAUAAGGAUAAAAAUUUAAAGUGCUUAUAGUAUUCAUCAAGAAUAAGUAUACAAUUCUUAAUCGAUAUAGAAUUUAGAAAGUCUAUAUUUUUUGCAGUAAAAUGUAAUUUUGUAUUUGCUAAUAUGCAAUAACUGAAAAGUAACAUACAUAUCUAUCCAUUGCAUCUUAAAACUUAUAUAUUUGAUAUAGUUUCCAUUAAUUAUUAUUUCCUAUGGAUGAGGCAAAUCAUAAUAGUAUAAAAUUAAUUAUCCUUGCAAAAUAUACAUACAAAAUCACAUUUUACACUAAAGGUAUUGGCUUUUGAACUUAAGUUAAUGAAACAUUUUUUUUAUUCCAUCUGACACUAUAUAAGUCUACAAACUCUUAAUUCUUUUUCCAAUAGCACUCUGUAUAUUUGUCGCGAUUGAUAGAAAUUUUCAUCGCUAGGUCACCAAUGUCUACGAUACUUUUCUACAGUACACGCUGUAUUUAUUUUUCUAGAACACACUCGCCAUUCGAACGAAUCUAUAAUCAUCGUAAAUGUGUACAUUAAAUGAGGAAUCGUGAGUAAUUUAUACACACAUACAUAGAAAAUGAUCGACCACAAAGGGUUAAUCGACUCGAAUCAAACGCGUCUAAAAUGUAUUUUAGGAUUCGGUACGAUCGAGAUCACGAACAUUCCGAAUAGAAGGAUUGAUAUCGAACCGGUUGAACGUGUCGAUCGUGAAUAAUUUUGGUAUCGUGAUGUUUUUCCACGGAAUUCGAUGAUCAUGUCAUGGUGGGACGAUCGCACGCGAUGUGAUGAAUCGGGAAAUUAUCGUUUAGCUUUAUUCCGAUUUAUUACUUGGACGAGACUCGUCCGUUAAUUGUUAUCUACCGAACUUGCGUUUUUUAAGCUGAAUCCAUUAGUAAAUUAUUCGUUGAUCUAUUGAUUCUCGGUCAUUGUUACCGAGUAGAACAAUUGAUAAUGAAUUUUUUUUAAUGAAUUUUUUAAUCUAUAAGAUAAAUAUCGUCCUUCAAACUUACAGACUUUCAAAUAAAAAAAAUCUGUUCAAAGAUUUCUUUAACUACAUGUGUAUUUAUAGGGAAGUUUUUCAGGCCCUAUAUGGCCUUAUUUCCAAGAUUGUUCCAAACUGUUUCAUAAAAAUGAAAAGAAACAAAAAAUGGUGAUGAUAAUUGAGAGUCAGCAAAGUAAUCGAGAACAAUUGUAUCCGUUCGUAUUUAACGUUUUAGCCGCCACAAUUCAUAUGUAUUAAUCCUUGAAAAUGGAGGAGAGAGGAUGAGAGAGAAAGAGAGAGAGAGAGAGAGAGAGAGAAAGGGAGAGAAUGAAUGAAACCGAUAAACAAGGGACCGUGAGAGAUGAGAAUGCGACGUGUCCUAUUUUUCGACGAAAACUCUAGUUACUUAACGAUCCGUAGCGAUUAAUUCUGCAAGAAGAGAGCGAGUGCAAGGAAACGAGUGAAAGAGAAAGCGAUCAAGAGACACGAAGAGGAAAUAAGAGCAUUCGUAAUCGACUGGAACUCCUCUUGAUCGUAUCUUUUCGACUGGUUCACUUUUAUUUUUUCUUUUUAAGAUAGUUGUACACAUCGUCGAUAUUAAUGUUACUCUUUUCCUCUUUUCAUCAUGUAGAACGUAUGCAUUAAAUGGUAGAGACGAUCAGCUCGGUGCUGCACCAUUUUCGAAGCUUCUUUAAAAACUGUUAACACAAUUAUCCUUUGACACUAGAAAUACCACCACAGUUGAAAUAAUUUGUUAUUGUCUUAGAUAAAACACGUAUUUCUAAACUUUUAUUAUUCUAGCUCUUAUCUCCAGUUACUGUGCAAUAUGAACAUUUUCUCAAUAUCUAUCUCUAUUGAUGUAAAGCGACAAAGUUACAAGUAAACUAUUCUGCUUCGUAUUUUAUUACGAAUUACAAUCCUUUUAUCAUAUUUUAUUGUUUUGGCAAAAAAGUUGGAAACCAGCUAAAAAAUAAACUAAAACCGCAGUACUAUUACGAGUUAAAACACCUUCAGUGACCCAAACAAAACAACAAAAGCACAAAAUUUACGAAUAGUUAUACUUGUCAGUGGCAAUAAUACCUGACACAAUUCUGUUCAUUAGUGAAACCGACUCUAUUGGUCUUUCUAGCGUUAAUGGCGAUAAACAGAAUCAAAACAGUCAGACUCGAAACAGAGUCAAAAAGUCCUACCACCGAUUGUAAUCAUUAUAUCACGUUGAUUCCUCCGCAAUAGCCGAAUAGUGCAAUAACAGGUGGCAAACUGGUAACACGUUUCCGGUCGAUCCGCGCGAGUCCUCGGUGUUGUGAUCGACGAAUUCGAUUCGACCAACUGGAUAGUCGAAUAUCUACAUAUACAGCAGAAAUUAUAAGAGAUUUUAUCUAAAAAAUUUCAAAUUGUUUCUUCGACACAUUGACGAAGAUGAAGUUACAAAAAAGAAAAGAAAAGAAAAAGAAAAAUACGAAAAAAAAUGCUCGUUUCAGUUGACAGAUCUUCUUGAUGGAUAGAUUGAAACGCGCGUUUUCUUUUCUUCGCAUCGUAUAUCGAUUGUUGUAUUCUUACAAAUGUAAAGCUGCCGAAUCCCACAGCGUCACUGAUGCAAAAUCGCGUGGACAUCGCAUCGCUCCAGACGAGCUCAAUGCUCGUUGAAUCGUGCGUCGAAUAAAUUCAGAAAAUUUGUCGCGACUUUUCCUUUGGCAAAUAUCGAGGAACGCAGCGUGUCGAACCUCCGCAACUUGCCGUCAGUUCCUUUGCUUGUCGAGAUGCGCCGACGCCAAGCUCAAGAACGUCUUAAAGCGUCUAUUUUUCUACUGAAUCUCUUCUGCAAUUAAAGUCACGGCGUCUUUUAAUCUUGCUGUGCUCCGUGGGUCAUUUUCGAUCGGAUCGUAACUUUUAUCACCAAGAAAAUUUCUUAAAUUUGAGGAAAUUAUAGAGCAAUCGUUUUUGAUUUCUCGUUUGAAUCGUAUGUUAAUGAUUUUUUUCGAAAAGCCUGAAGGAUCGCAGUAGGGUUAAUUACGAGCGGUUAUCGAAUAACAUUCGCAAUAAAGUAACUGUGUUUCUUGUUAAAACCGAAAUUUUACAUUCCAUUCAGCCACCACAUCAGACUUCCUUGGCGAGAAUGACAUUUUUUUUGUAUCAGCUUGCGGAGGAUCGAGAUCUUCUGUUUCCUUUUUUUUUUUGCCUUGAUUGAUUUUACUGGCUGGUUGUAAAAAUUUGGUGAGAUUUAAAGAAGAAAAAAGAAGAAGGAAGAGUCGAGAGAUAGACGAUGGUUAGAGACAAGUGGAAAUAGAUUUAAAUAUGGUGUCUACGAAUACGAUCGAUCUGUGCAACUUGUUGACGUCGCGAUUUUUAUAGCACGUUUUAUAUGCGUGCCGAAAGCUGUGGUCUCUGUCCUAUCCCGGGACGAUUUACACCAUAAGUGUACCUAUGAAUGCAUAUAAAAUAUACGUUAUAUAUAAAAUACGAAUACACGCGAACACAAAUAUACCGAUUACAUACCACUGGCCAUCGAUUUUAAUUCAAGAUUGUCGCAAUACCAAUUAUAUGCGUAUAGUAAUUAAAUAUCUAAAAGAACGGUGUUAAAUGAUACGUUUAUAUUUUGACUCGGAAAGAGGAUUUUCUUUUUUCUUUUUGAAUAAUGUGACGAAUAAUUGUCGACGAUAACAAUGAUUAUGGCGACGAUAAGAACGACGACGACGACGAUGAUGAUGAUAAUCACUACGAUGCAGCGGUAGAAUUUUUAGGCUAAUCAUUUAUUACACUUAUGAAGAAUGUCAGUACUAUAGUGUUACCACUUUGGUUAUUCAAUAAAACGUGAAGUUGACGGAAUCGCUGUUA